Messenger RNA from Symbiodinium pilosum, 462 nucleotides. The record is from the annotation of a GenBank genome assembly. Lineage: Eukaryota; Dinophyceae; Suessiales; Symbiodiniaceae.
AUGAUGAUGGAGGGAUCCAUCGGGGCACCUUUCGGGUACUCUGCGGCCUGGGGCCGUGAAACUGACGGUGAAGGUUCAGAUGGUGAAGUUUGGCUGUAUGAUGAGGCUGCACUGCUACUGCCCAGUGCUCUGAGCUUUCUGGAUUCCGGAAACGAGAACCACGUCAUGACUGUGCAGAUAGACCUGAGCGGGAGAGUUCCUUUCCAGAACGACGUAAGCGACGUGUUCUAUUCAAUGACAGGGGAUGCUGACCUUGAAGAUGUGCAGCUUCCUCGUGAUAUGUGCUACCUGGCGAUUUCUGGGCGUGUGCCACGCGGCAGAUUCCCGCUGUAUUGGCGUCUGCUGGUGUGCACCUUUCCCGAGUACUACAACUUCAAGCAACUGUCAGCGCAACCCAUCGACCCAAGUUCUGAGCCAGCCCAGGUGGCCCUGAUGCAGAAUCCAGUGUGGGUGCUAAACUAA